Molecule: messenger RNA, 552 nt
Organism: Ostertagia ostertagi
Lineage: Eukaryota; Metazoa; Nematoda; Chromadorea; Rhabditida; Trichostrongylidae
Source: the annotation of a GenBank genome assembly
ACGACCACGGUGUCGUUAGAAUGGGUAUGAUGCUGAUCAUAAAGUCAGUGUACCCUGAUGCCUGUAUUACAGAAACAGAAACCUUUGAUGAAGCGCUGGAACAGUUGGAAACCGGGUCUUUCGACUUGCUGUUAUUGGACCUGCAUAUACCGGGUGGUGACAAUAUACAGAUGAUAGACGCGGUGAAGCAACGGCAACCCAAGCUGCCUAUCCUUAUCUUCUCCGGUUACGAUGAACAUAUCUAUGCGCUGCGCUACCUGAAGGCCGGCGCACAGGGGUACCUCAGUAAACGUGCCGGAAGCGAUGCCAUUAAAAUAGCGAUCAAACAAGUGCUCAACGGGCAGCGUUAUUUAAGCCCGCAGGUACAGGAUAAGUUACUGAACAAUCAUUUGUAUCCCCAACAGGCAACUGCAGGCGCUCCCUUAUCUAAAAGGGAAAGAGAGGUGAUGCAACUACUGAUAAGAGGAGCCGGAGGAGCCGAAAUAAAAAAUGCGCUGAACAUCCGCAGCUCCACCAUCAGCACCCAUAAAGCAAGGAUCUUUGAAAAGAUGG